GGCCUGCUCCUCCCGGCUUAGCGUUGGCUGCUUGCGACACAGACGACGGAACUGUUUUGGUUGCCGCUGGCGGAGCGGGAGUUUUGAACCGGAAGGGGGGGAAAUGGCCCAGCGUAGCCGGCGGCCUUUCAAGCUCUGGGGGUUGUUGCGACCCGUGAAAAAGGACGAGGGAGAGGCCGCUGAGGAAGAGGAGGAUGACGACGUGGACGACGUCGGAGACCCUGAGCCUUUGGACGUCGUCUCCGACUCGGGCCAGAUGGACCUCCGACCCGCGCGCCGUAAAGUUAUAAUAAAGGAGGAAAAAUCUGGAAAAGAGUACGAAGUAGUUGGACGGUUUCCUUUUAUUGGUCCUUGGUGGAAAGUGAAUGUUAAAGUUAAACAGGUUGGGUCAAAGUAUUAUGUGCAGGGAUAUCCAUCUUACUUUCUACAGACUGAUGUAGGAAAAAAUCAAAUUUCAGUUACUUCACUCUUCUUUAAAGAAUGCAACGUUCCAGAACUUUUCAUAUCUGUUUUUUUUAAGUGGCUUCCCAAAGGUUUUUCUCUAAACUUUAUACGUCUUAAAGAAAUACUUGAACAAUUUAAGGAAACAAAAAGCGAGGAAAAACAAAUACCUACGAACACCCAAACACAAACAUCUAGCGAUACCAACAAUUUUGACAUUUUUCGUUACGUUAAGGAAUCAUCUACAGGGAAAGCUGUACUAGUAGCCCUGGACUUUCCUAUUAUAAUGCAAUUCCUGCCAACCCUUCUGCCACACAAUGUUUCUGAUUGCAUACAAUGGCUGGGCCCAUAUGAAAGUGAUAAGUUGACAAAACUGGAUACAAUCUUAAAGGAAGAGCCAUGGAAACUUGGAUUCAGCACAAUAAUGAACAGAGAACUCUUUACAAAACUUGGAGAGGCAUCUUGGAAGGCCUUAUGUGAGUGCAAACAACUUCUUCAGAAGAUUCCUGAUUUGCAGAAGAAUGCCUUAAUAGUAUAUGAGAAACUCAAGCAGAGUUGUAGACAAAUGGGACAUACAUAUGAAGAACGAGAAGUGUUGACACGUAUGGUAUUGAAAGAGAUGCCUGUGGAACAUGCCUGGGAAUCGCUCAAAUUUAUGAAAGAUGAAAAAAUAGUGGUAACUGAGGGAGAAUGUGUGUUCCUUCCCAAGUUCUACAAAUCUGAAUUGGAAAUUGCAACAGCUGUACAGAAGCUUAGAGGGAAAAGUCCAUGGCAGUUACAUGUUGAUGUGAAAAAGAUACUGAGUGGUGGUGCGCACAUUAAUAACUUGCAAAACUCAGUUGUUGAGGGUGAAAUAAAUGAUGAGGGACCUUGCGAAAUGGAGCAGGAAGAACUCAACAGUACCUCAGAUAUGGAAGAGAAUGACUCUGGUGAGCAAACUGUCAAGGAGGAAUCAAAAUCUGAAAUAGAUCCCGAUCAAGAGAGUGCUAUAAAACUGAUCUGUUCAAACCCAGUGACAGUCAUAAGUGGGAAAGGUGGUUGUGGGAAAACAACAGUGGUUAGCUGCCUUUUCCGCUAUCUGAAGGAGUCAGAAGAAGAAGAAACUAUAAAUGCCUGCAAAGAUUUUGAAGCUGAUCUGGAUGCAUCUGAAGAAUGGAAUAUUUUCAGAGGUUCUUCUAACCUGAGGAUAUAUAGAAAAGAAUAUCUAAAUAUUCUAUUUACUGCACCUACAGGGAGGGCAGCUAGUCUGUUACGGGACAAAACAAAGCUUCCCGCUUAUACUCUGCAUCAGGUUAUCCACAAUUACUAUGCAUGGAGAAAAAGAGAUUCGGAAUUCUCUACAGGAUCAUGGAAAUUUUCUACUGUUAAUGUAUUGGUUGUCGAUGAAGGAAGCUUGGUGUCUGUGUGUGUUCUUAGCAACGUUCUAGAGCUCUUGCUUAAGUAUGCCCAACUUGAGAAGCUUGUUGUUCUUGGUGAUAUUAGGCAAUUACCCAGUAUCGAUCCCGGUAAUAUGCUGGCUGAUAUGUUUGAGAGUUUGAAAUCAAGAGGAUGGUCUGUGGAACUGAGAACUAAUCACAGGACCGAGUCACAGUUAAUUGUGGAUAAUGCAACAAGAAUCUCUCAACAGAAAUACCCAGAGUUUGAUGCAGUGCUCAGAAUUUCUGAAGAGGAUAAAAUGUGGCCAAUGCCAAGUCCUGAGAAAAAAUUUAUUUUGGUUGCUUUACCGACUGAAGAUGGCAGUAAUUAUAUGCAGUCUGCCAUAAAGGCUUUGCUUGAAAGAGGGCCAGGACUGGAAGAUCCUAAAAAAUCACAGUUCAUUUCUUUCAGAAGGAAAGAUUGUGACAUCAUAAAUGAACAGUGCUGUAUGCACUACUCAAAACAUCCGAUGCGAGAUCAUAAAAACAAGCUACAGUUUAUGCGUGGUGAUAAAAUCUGUUCCACAAGAAAUGCAUAUGUCAGAGAUCUUCUUCCAGAGUUUGGGAUUCAUUGCCCAAAGGAAGAUAAAGACUCCAAAGAUUCUAGUCAAGGCCUUCACAAUGAGAGCUUGGAAGAAGAAGAUCAACCCUCUGAUAAUCAGCAGUAUCCCCUCAAAACAGAUGAUGGUACACGGUUGUGCAAUGGAGAGAUAUUCUUCAUUAACAAGGAUGAGGGAGUGAAUCGUCAACGUUUACUGACCAUAGGCAUGACUGAUGGACCUGAGUACACCUUGAUGUAUCAAGCUCUCCUGAGAAACGCUAAGAUAAAACAUGCCUGGGCCAGAACUAUUCACACAUUUCAGGGUUCUGAGGAAAACACAGUUGUCUACGUAGUUGGAACUUCUGGUCACCAGAACUGGCAGCAUGUAUACACAGCUGUCACAAGAGGAUGUUGCCGAGUCUAUAUUGUUGCUGAAGAAGCCAAACUCAGAGCAGCUAUUGAUAGAAAAAAUAUCCGUAGAAAAACCAGUUUACAGAAAAAACUGAAAGAUGCACUUGCGGGAAAAAUUGAUAUAUUUCCUCAAAUCUCAUCACAAAGUAGCUGUCAGAGUCAAGAGAGUUACUUUGCCUCCCAGGCUGGAAAUGGUUUCAUUAAUAAAGAGGAUCCUGUUGUUUCUGACAAGAUGGAAGUUCACAGUGAACUGGGGAUAAUGGUUGAGCUAGAUGGUACUGCAGAGAAAACUUCUCUUCAUCCAGAUGAGCUCAAAAGACAAUGUAAAUUUCCAGAUGAUUGCUCAAGUCCUUCAAAAGUAGCUUUGAUAACAGAAGAUAACAGAAGUUCCCCCCUUGGAACUACCAGUUUUCGAAGGAUGACACUGGAGAAUCCAGUUGCCAAGAAACUUUUCCAGUCAUAACAAGCAUAUAAUUUAGCUAGGUGCUUUAUGCUCUGCUUCUCUUCUUUUUUUAAACCAAAAUGUUUCAGAACAGAACUGCAAAAUCUUUAGAAAAAAAUUAAAUACUACUUUUAUUAUUUUUUAAUCUUCUUUUUAAGUGAAAUAUAGUUUGUCUUCAGAAGCUGACCUUCUGGUAAUCACUGAUUUUAAAAAUUUGCUUAAGAGGAAGUCUUAAUUUUUAUAAAAAUGUGUAUUAUCAAGUAAUUCCGUUUUGUGGUUUUAAGUAGGACUUCUAGAUAAGUGCUGUAUGCCUGUGUUUCUCUCAGGCAGACAGGGAAUGCCUAUCCUAAAUGAAUUUUUUCUUAACCCCUUUUGGAAGUUGGCAGGACACUGCCACCUCAAGUAUUGCUGCUAAUAGAAGCUGAUGACUUCUGCUUCUUGUAGCAGUGUUCUGAAGGUGCUGCCAGAGUACGUCUGGAACAAUUUACUUCUGGUGAGAGUUACUAACAGGAUACAUAAAACUUUCUGGGUUUCUCAGGUGAUGCCCUUCAUUAAAUGCAUUGUUCUAAUGAUGACAAAACUGGUUCACUGCCGGAAAGUACUCCAAGGAAUACUUCUGACAUUUGUCUCUGCUUCUCAAAAGUAAAAUGAUUGAUAAUAGCAGUUAAUGUUCUGAUCCAAAGCUAUGCAAGCAGAGCCUGUACGAAAUGGCAAGCAUUAUGCUAAUCAGAUUGGGACAAACUGAACCUGGCUUUUUGCAAUGUAAAACUAAAAUGUCGAAGGCUUUCCUAAUUUUCCAGAGAAUUUAAUGAUGAUAUAAUUUUUUUUUUAAAGAUCUAUCAUUUAUACCUAGAUAGAGGACCUUUUUGUAGAAGCUGUUUAUUCAGGUUUUCCACUUUUAAGAAAGCUAAUGUUAAUAUUUUGCAUUGCUGCUUAUGCAAGGUGCUUUGGCCCAAUUUUGGCCAAUUCCCUGCCUCCCCGCAGCAGCCCACACUCUUCCAGAGGGCCCCUUAGCCACACACUGAAGAGAGAAUAGGAAAAUCCCCCUCCACUUGGAGUUCUCCGGAUCCAAACCACUGUCUUUAAAUCACUGUUUAUUUUAUUUUAUUACAUUUUCCAUACAAAUUUUGUAACAGCUUGAGUUCCCAGAAACCAUACAGAGACGAUAAAUAUCAUGCUAUUAAAGUAUUAAAUUUGUACAAAAAUACUUUAGUUUAAUACUCAUUGUUUCAAAUAAAAAUACAUAUUAAGUGA
Messenger RNA from Elgaria multicarinata webbii, 4504 nucleotides. RefSeq names its product DNA helicase B (gene HELB). Gene Ontology annotation, biological process: negative regulation of double-strand break repair via homologous recombination. Lineage: Eukaryota; Metazoa; Chordata; Lepidosauria; Squamata; Anguidae. The transcript has 13 exons. The record is from RefSeq and is a predicted model, not a curated record. Gene Ontology annotation, molecular function: 5'-3' DNA helicase activity; single-stranded DNA helicase activity. Bases 104 to 3271 code for a protein of 1055 amino acids.